Molecule: messenger RNA, 1951 nt
Organism: Trichobilharzia regenti
Lineage: Eukaryota; Metazoa; Platyhelminthes; Trematoda; Strigeidida; Schistosomatidae
Source: the annotation of a GenBank genome assembly
AUGCCAAUUUCAACAGAGAGAAAACGACGGGCGAAUGCUGGCUCACGAAUGGCUCGUUUAUUGAAUGAAGAGGAAGAAGAUGAAUUUUAUUCCAACGUAUAUGGUGGAUUUAAGGAGGAAGAUGAAGAUGAAGAUUAUAUGUCGGAGAGUUCUGUUGAAGAUGUUAUUGAUUCUGAUUUCCUCGAUCCCAGUGAAAGUGAAGAAGAUAGCGCAGCCGCAGCAGCAGCAGAGGUGGAAGAAGAGGAAGGUGGGCGUAAAAAGCGUAAAGGUAAUCGAGUUGUAACCAGAGGCUACAAGGAGCCUAAACGUGCCAAAACUACAAAAAGUCAGGCGAAAAACUCAGCUAAGAAAAAGACUGGUGAAAAGGUUUCGACAGAGCCUCAGGAUAAACCUACUCCACCAGUUAAAGAUAAACCAAAGCCAACAGUAACAAAGAAAAGUUCACAGACUCAUGUUUUUGUGAAGCCUACAUUACGUUCACGUACUAAAGAAGCAACUGCUAAGCAAGAAACACAAGCGACACGUAGACCAGUAAUACGUAAAGGGAUUACACCUAUUCGUCGGAAAGCCUUUUUAGCAGAAAUCGCAAGACGCAAAAAUCUUCCUGAAGUUCGACGUUUAACACAGGAAGAAUUACUAGCUGAAGCUAAGAUUACAGAAGAAAUUAAUCGUCGUUCUUUAGAGCGAUUUCAGCGUCUGGAGAUCGAAAGAAAGAAGGCACGUGUUCUAAAGACAGUUCAUUGCACACCGAUGAUUCGUUAUCAUUCAGUUAGUGUUCCAUCAAUUGAAGAUCAAUACAAUAUAUAUGCUGUAGCACUCGAUGCUGAUGGAACACCUGUACGAGCUGCUCCGAUAAUCACGCAUCCUGAAGCCAGAGUUUAUAGGAAUUUUAUAACAUUUGCAAAUGAUGAGUGUUUCCGUCGAUCAAUGCCUGCGACAACUACUCCACUACCGGAACCAGGUUAUUCUGCUCCCUGUCCUGUACGUCCAAAACGUUAUCCACGAAUUUGUCCAAUCACUGGUCUACCGGCUCGUUAUGUAGAUCCGUUAACUUUAACACCUUAUGCUAAUCUAGAUGCAUUUCGUAUAAUCAGACAUUUAUACGAUAUACAUCUGGAGACAGAUAUACCUCCUAUGGAAUUAUUACGAGAGUAUCUAUCAAGUUGUUAGUGUUUUCUUUGUAAUUACAGACAAAUGAACUCAUACAUGUUAUGAUUUUAUGCUUAUUUACUUGAUAAAAAAUCAAACCAAUAUACCUUGCGUAGUUGUUGGAGUAUUAAAUUCUUGAUUAAAGCGUUUCUAUUGUGUUGUUUUUGCAGGCAACACUCUUUGUAGAAGUUGAUUUACGUUGAGAGUGAACGUUUGUCAUCAAUAUUGAUGUUUUUGGAGGAGACUACUUGAACAGAUAGAAUAAGUUUGUUGUUGCGUUGAUUAAGGUGGAGAUAGGUGCAUAUGAGCUGAAAAGUAUUUCAUCUAUCAGGGAGACGGGUUAUAACCGAUAAUUUAUUAUGUGAUGGCUGAUAAAACAAAAUGCCCAGUGUGUAGCGGGAUUCUAACCAGGAAUCUACUGGUUCAGAUUUUAGUGGUAAACUCAAUGGGCCGUAGCUGCGGACACUAACUUACUUUUAUAAAUCUAAUGUGUAAUGUGGAUAGACAUAUAAGGUCAUGUAAGAAACUAGCGAAUAAAAUAUUGUCAGACCCCGAGCAUCUUCUCUAUACGCAGCUGUCUCCUUGCAUUUCAUCUGGUAGAACUAGAAGCAGCUAUAGGAGGUUAUAUGCUAAGACUACCAAGUACAAAAACUCCACAAUACCAUAUCUGGCACAGCUGUUAUGUGAUGAGAAUUCCGUUAGGUAUGACAUGAUCAACUUACUGCGGCACUCUAACAAAUAGUUCCCAUUAGUUUUUGUUUUUCUUUCCUCGUUACUAUUACACUGUUGUUCUCAUUUUCUA